AACUACAGGCGCCGCCCUUCUUCCUCCCCCGCUGCCUUCACCUUCCCCUCCCAUUUCCCCACCUCCACCCGCCACCCCGCCACCAGCGUCGCCCUUCUUCCUCCCCCAGCCACCACCGCCCCCGCAUCCGGCGACCACCAUGGCGCCCCCCCACCGAGCCGGCCACCGCCUCCCACCACACAGGCCUCCGAUCUGCCCCGCCGCGCCGGACGGCUACAGAAGCACCGACCCCGUGAUUCCCCUGGACGGCCGGGGACCGGCGCCUCCGUCUGGCCUCCUCCCCAGCCGGCCCGCUGGAUGGCCGGCGCCGCGACGUCCCCGAACAGCGCGCCCCCCCCCCCCCCCCGAGCCACCUCUGGAUGGAUGCGGUCCGCCCGUCGCCGGAUUUGUGAUAGGCCACGUCUUCAACCACCGCGACGUGAUGGGGUGCCGGAUCAGGGUGGUUUCGGGGGUCAAGAAGCCAUUGACCUCGCCGGAAAAUUGCUCUUCCCUCCUCCCGGAUGCCUGGGGCGCUGCUACGCCAGGCGCCGGAUCCCUCGGCCACCGCUGCGCCAGGGGACGGAUCCGUGCUCUCUCCCCCGCCGCUGCCAAACUCCUCCCACCGGUCGCGACUACAUGCGCGGGCGUCACGGAGGUUCAUACCACGGACAUGGCUCCCGUGCAGUGCGCCUCUCCCCUUCCCCGAGACGCGCAUGACAGCUCUAUCUCCCUUUUGCAGUGCACACAGCUCCUUUAUCCUCCCCCUCUCCCCUUCCCCGACGUCCCACCGGCGACACCCGUCGAGAGAAGACGACCAGCAAAAACAAAGGAGUUGGCUAUGAUGGGGACGACGGCUCAUCCCGGCACGGUUCUGCUUGGCACGCGAUGGGUUCAGGUGUGAAGAUGCGAUGGCUGUGUAAAGAAAAAAUGAGUGUGUGUGAAAGAAAUAUGGUUGUGUUGUUUUUCAGGCACGUGGACGAGAUUUUGUUUACAAAAGCAGUUCAUCUCGAGUUGUGUUGCGGCUCAUUU
Triticum urartu is the source of this 1008-nucleotide messenger RNA. Lineage: Eukaryota; Viridiplantae; Streptophyta; Magnoliopsida; Poales; Poaceae. The record is from RefSeq and is a predicted model, not a curated record.